Molecule: messenger RNA, 368 nt
Organism: Vitis riparia (riverbank grape)
Lineage: Eukaryota; Viridiplantae; Streptophyta; Magnoliopsida; Vitales; Vitaceae
Product: probable sucrose-phosphate synthase 4
Exons: 2
Coding region: 84-368 (94 amino acids)
Source: RefSeq, a predicted model, not a curated record
ACGCUCUCUUCUACCUCUCUUGAAAGCACUGCAGACUCUCAAAGCCACUCUUUCUCACCAAGAAGCAGAGAAGGGGUGGGAAAAUGGCUGGAAAUGAAUGGAUUAACGGGUACUUGGAAGCGAUAUUGGAUGCCGGAAGUAGCAGAAAUGGGCUGAGAGUUGUUGAAGAUGGUGAUGAGAAGAGCAACAGCAAGAAUAAUGGUAGUAGGAGGAGAAGAUUUGUUGAGGGGAAGGUGAGAAUUGGAAGGUUGGAAGAGAAGGAGAAGGAGAAGGAGGAGGUGUUUAAUCCCACCAAGUACUUUGUAGAAGAAGUUGUUAAUAGCUUUGAUGAAUCUGAUCUCCAAGGACAUGGAUUAAGUUUGAUGUGA